Oncorhynchus keta (chum salmon) is the source of this 3710-nucleotide messenger RNA. RefSeq names its product oxytocin receptor-like. The record is from RefSeq and is a predicted model, not a curated record. The coding region runs from base 231 to 1301 and encodes 356 amino acids. Gene Ontology annotation, molecular function: peptide binding; vasopressin receptor activity. Gene Ontology annotation, cellular component: membrane. Lineage: Eukaryota; Metazoa; Chordata; Actinopteri; Salmoniformes; Salmonidae. The transcript is spliced from 3 exons. Gene Ontology annotation, biological process: G protein-coupled receptor signaling pathway; positive regulation of vasoconstriction; regulation of systemic arterial blood pressure by vasopressin.
GUCGCUGUGCGCGCGAACAUCUGGAGCUGAAGGAUAGCUCCACCCUGCUCCCACGCAAAUAAUAUAAAACCCAGAGCAACAGAUGCAACACCUCAUCAAUAGACUACUAGGUUGCAGCUCAUGUCGACCCCUCCCCAACUUCUCCUGCGCACUGCAAUCAAACUGAAUAUCAAAGACCGCUCGUGCGUAAAGUUGCUGGCACCCGCCUCUUCGCUCUCCAAACCUGAACCAUGUACCCGUUUAAUGCCAGUUUCAGUAACUUCAGUAUGAUGAUGGAGGUUGCGGACAUGCCCCGGGAUGAGAACCUGGCCAAAGUAGAGAUCGCGCUGCUCAGCGUCAUCUUCGUCAGUGCCGCUAUCCUGAACACGGGUCUACUACUGGUUCUGUGGAAGCGGCGCAAACAGGUAUCCAAGAUGCGUGUCUUGGUGUUCCACCUUUGCGUUGCAGACCUGGUUGUGGCGUUUUUCCAGGUGUGCCCGCAGCUCAUGUGGGACAUUACGGACAGAUUCAUCGGACCGGACCUGGUGUGCCGCUUGGUGAAGUAUCUGCAGGUCGUAGGCAUGUUUGCGUCCACCUACAUGAUCGUAGUGAUGACCAUUGACCGCUACCAGGCUAUCUGCAACCCUAUGGUCAAAUUUCAGAGGAGGCGCAAGCGCUGGAACAUUCCUGUUUGCAUCGCCUGGGCGAUAUCCCUCGUGGGCGGCCUGCCUCAGAUUUUCAUCUUCUCGCGGGUCCAGGUGGCGCCCGGGGUGUUCGACUGCUGGGCGGACUUUAUCCAGCCCUGGGGCUUGAAGACCUACAUCACCUGGACCACGAUGGUUAUCUUUGUCUUGCCCAUUUUGACCGUGGUGGUGUGCCAGGUGCGAAUCUGUCGAGCCAUCCAGAAUAACCUUUACUUAAAGACUCACCAGGAUGGGGGUAGCGGGGUUGCCUUUCAGCUGCCCUCCAGAACCAGCAGCGUGGCUGGUGUGUCCAAAGCACGAAUCAAAACUGUGAAGAUGACAGUGGUUAUCGUACUUGCCUACAUCAUCUGCUGGACUCCGUUCUUCACCGUCCAGCUUUGGUCUGUGUGGGACAAGGACGCGCCAACAGAAACCGCAACGUUCACCAUCCUGAUGCUGUUGGCAAGUCUGAACAGCUGCGCCAACCCCUGCAUCUACCUGCUCUUCAAUGGCCAGCUGCCCAAUAAGCUGACGGUGCUGUGCCGAAGGCCUUCCAACGGGAAAGACUCCAUUAACUAUGAGGCCACAGUGGUCAGCUCGCUCUACAUGAGCUUCAAAAGCAUCUCCGACUCCAAAUAGAACACACAGUUUUCAUAUUCUCCAGGUAUGGGGAAGCAAGUAACUAGAGACACGCUUUAGAACCUGAAAGGGUUCUUUGGCUGUCCCCAUAAGAGAACCCUUUGAAGGACCAUUUUUGGUUCCAUGUAGAACCCGUAACAAAAAAGGGUUUUUCCUAUGGGGUACUGCCGAAGAACCCCUUUGGUGCUCUUUCUUCUAAGAGUGUAUGUGUGGAAAUACAUGCUAAAUACUGGGGAAUAGUCCACCACUAAUGGAUGAAGGCAGCCUGUUUGUGAUGUGGGCUGGCGCUGGGUGUCACAGAGAUAUAUCACGGUUGUAACACUUCUGGCAGACAACAUAGGAAUGAACAACAUUAGCUAGAUUUCCGACAGUUUUCAUGCGAAUAUGAUCAAAUCCACAUAAAAACAAUAUGCGAAUUUCCCACUCUGGAGGUGUUUCCAUCAAAUGUACUUGAUUGACAUGAUGCAGAUAAAAGGCUGUGUGCGCGUGAUCAUGUGGUGCACAUAAAAUAUAUUUUGCGGUUAAAUGUACCCAAGAAAAAAUACAAGUUAAAUGAGUUUCCACCACAUUUUCAACUCUACUGAUGGUUUUCUAGCUAACAGCGCUAUCGUAUUUAUAUUUGUCAAACGGCAGCCAGGCCUUGAUUAACAUGUCACCAGAAGAAAAGGAGCAUCAAGCUCAUCACCUUGCACUUUCACCACCCUGUGAACUUCAUCAUUUAUUUAAUCUGUAGCAUAAUAAAUUACAUGCUUUCCCAAAGAGUUGUAGUGGGGAGGACCACACAUGUCAUUACGUGACUCCAAGUUUACUUCGAUAUGAUAAUUAUUAUAUCAAUAUUUGCGCAGAGCAGUGUUUCCCAACUCCUGUUCUCGAGUACCCACAACAGCACAUACAUAUUUGUUGUAGCACCAGACAAACUCACCUGAUUCAACUAAUUGAGGGCUUAAUGAUUAGUUAUCAAGUUGAAUCAGGUGUGCAUGUCCAGGGUUACAACAAAAUGUGUGCUUUUGGGGGUACUCGAGGUUGAUUAGUUUCCUACCUUUUUGUGAAUAAAUGUCUAAAUCUAAUCUAACACCAUCAGUUAACACCUGCAAACUUUUUAAUUGUAUAGUGUAGACUGCAUUUACUACCUGUGAUUGUUUUCAAAAAUCACAUGAUCAUCUUCAGCUGUUUGGUGCUUUUAUGAUGCCAGAGAAGUGGUGAAAGAAGCAGUUACAAAAUAGAAGGUGUGUGUUCACAGACAUUGUCCAAUGUUGAUGUAACCUAACAAAAUACAAGCCAACUGUUUGAUGUCUUCUGUGCACAUAUGAAUGACCCCUAUGACGUAACUGCAAUGAUGGAAUAGAUGUUCUUCUUCUUUGUUUUAUUUUCUCGCAGUCAUACUGUGUUCAGCCGUGUUUGAUCUUGCCUAGCCAUCUUGUCUCAAAAGGACCACAAUGGAAAUAAGUCCCAGACUUUGUGUGUUAUCCUCCAUGCUUUAACAAUGGAAAUAAGUCCCAGACUUUGUGUGUUAUCCUCCAUGCUUUAACAAUGGAAAUAAGUCCCAGACUUUAUUGUGUGUUAUCCUCCAUGCUUUAACAAUGGAAAUAAGUCCCAGACUUUAUUGUGUGUUAUCCUCCAUGCUUUAACAAUGGAAAUAAGUCCCAGACUUUAUUGUGUGUUAUCCUCCAUGCUUUAUCAAUGGAAAUAAGUCCCAGACUUUGUGUGUUAUCCUCCAUGCUUUAACAAUGGAAAUAAGUCCCAGACUUUAUUGUGUGUUAUCCUCCAUGCUUUAACAAUGGAAAUAAGUCCCAGACUUUAUUGUGUGUUAUCCUCCAUGCUUUAACAAUGGAAAUAAGUCCCAGACUUUAUUGUGUGUUAUCCUCCAUGCUUUAACAAUGGAAAUAAGUCCCAGACUUUAUUGUGUGUUAUCCUCCAUGCUUUAACAAUGGAAAUAAGUCCCAGACUUUAUUGUGUGUUAUCCUCCAUGCUUUAACAAUGGAAAUAAGUCCCAGACUUUAUUGUGGGUUAUCCUCCAUGCUUUAACAAUGGAAAUAAGUCCCAGACUUUAUUGUGUGUUAUCCUCCAUGCUUUAACAAUGGAAAUAAGUCCCAGACUUUAUUAUGUGUUAUCCUCCAUGCUUUAACAAUGGAAAUAAGUCCCAGACUUUAUUGUGUGUUAUCCUCCAUGCUUUAACAAUGGAAAUAAGUCCCAGACUUUAUUGUGUGUUAUCCUCCAUGCUUUAACAAUGGAAAUAAGUCCCAGACUUUAUUGUGUGUUAUCCUCCAUGCUUUAACAAUGGAAAUAAGUCCCAGACUUUAUUGUGUGUUAUCCUCCAUGCUUUCACUCAUGUCCAUGUAUGGCUUUUUCUAGUUUUAUGUGUGCUUGUUUUUUGAAAUGGUCAAAUUAAUAAACUAAACUUUAGAAAGA